CAAAAGAUGUCACAUUUAAACAUUUCAAGAAAAUACCUUAUUUUCAGCAAGUUGUUGUUUUUAAUAUAACAGGGGCGUUGGUUGCUAUCUUUUAUAUAUUCAUUUUCUGCUGCUUAGACAGUUCAAGCCUCCAGUGAAAUUAACGUGCAUGUUUUACAAAUGUAGGAGAGAAAAUGGAUGUAAGCUCAGGAAGAAGAUCCUAAUACACAUCAAGGGGAACCAGACUUGUGCACAGCGACUGUAAACACUGUUGUCUGACUGAGGAUCUUCAUGUGAGCCAAGGAGGUGCAGACAUCUCGAUGAACAUGGACCGCCUCAACAGGAAUGUGCCAGAGAGCAACACACAAGCUCACCAGAUGUUCAAGAGCACACCACUGGAUUUGAUUGAGACUGGAAAGGGACUGAAGUUCCAGGCUGAGCGCCCACAUCUGGUCAGCCUAGGUAGUGGACGUCUGAGUAUUGCCAUUACUCUGCUGCCCCUGCCUGAAGGCCGCACAACUGUUGGUCAUGGUCCCAUGGACAUCACCAUCCAAGGCCCCGGGGUGGAAGCUCAGCAUUGCUACAUAGAAAAUAGGUCAGGGGUCAUCAUGCUACACCCAUGUGGGAACGUGUGUGCUGUUGAUGGACUUCAAGUGACACAACCGAUCCGCUUGUCCCAAGGCUGUAUGCUGUGUUUUGGUCAGUCAGCCUUUUUUCGCUUCAACCACCCUGAAGAAGCCUUAAGAAUGAAGAGUAUGAUGCCCUCGGGAGGCAACAUUUCCACUGGGGACUACAGAACGUGUGCAGACAUGGAGACCUUGGUCAACGGGAAUCAUCGGGCCAGUCCAGCACAGUCUUCCCAAGAAACUGGUGAGAGUAUCCAGUCUGAGCACAGUUUAAUUGUAAGCUCUAUUGAAAAGGACCUCCAGGACAUCAUGGACUCCUUAGUCAUUGAUGACCCUGAACCUUGCUCCUCUGAAGAGAAAAAGCCCCAUGGGGGCCAAUCAGUUACUCAUUCAUACGUGUUACCCAUGGUCAAUGGUGGGGGCAGGUAUUUGUUAUCCCCUCCUACGAGUCCUGGGGCCAUGUCAAUGGGAUCCAGCUAUGACAAUACAUCCCCACCCUUUUCUCCUCUCUCUUCCCCCUCACCAGCCAGCAGUGGUAGCGUUACUAGCCCAUCUCCUGGUGGAGCGCCCCUGGAUCACAUUUCUUCUCUGCCACCUGUGCCUGCACGCUCAUCGAGCUACAUCUUUGCCACCCAUUCACAACUUGUAUCCCAGCCACGGACCAACCUACCUAACUUUAAUGGUGACAGCAUGAGUCAAAAGGUUCAAGAAAGCCCCAGGCUACAAAGAAAUAUCUUAGGGGAUGCUCCUCCUAGCCCUAACCCUAGUCACAGAGGAUUACGCCAAGAUGGGUCAGUGACUUCCAAACAGACCCCACUUUUGUCUUUGAAUGAAUGUCUCAGCAGCAGAAGUAUUGUGCCGAGUAGCCCUGGUUUCAAUUCCAAGUUUCCAACUUUUCCUUCCAUGUCCACUAGUAUGAGGACCAAGACAACAACAGUGCUUCAUGAAAGACCUUCCAGCCCUUUUAGAGAGGAGCAGACAAACUUAGCUGAUGCCUCCAUCAACUCAAGCCCAUCCAUGCAACUUUCCCAACCUACUAAGGCUUUUCAGCCCCCUCUUGAUCCUGUUGUCCAUAUAAUACAAGGAUCACCUUGCCAGCAGCCACCAGAAAGUCCCCGCAUGACCAGGCGAAACAUAGAACUGAAUGGCGGAGGAGGUAAUAUAAGAGAUCUUCCACCUCUAAGUCCCUCCAUUGCUCGUAGAGGCGUCCCAGUACUCCCAGGGGCACUCCCUGGAACAGUACCAACCCUGAAGACACCUGAUAGCCCCUCAGGUAUAGGCAAGCUGGUCUCAGAGAGUCCUAGGCUUCAUCGUAAGACUGGAACUCCACCUGUUGACCUGUCUAGCAGCUGGGGAAUGCGAGCCCGUAGUCCUUCACCCACAUCUCUCAUGAUGGAAAGCGGCAUGGGAAUACGAAAUGCCAGCUAUGGGAAUUCGCUUUCUUCUGCAUAUAGUCUUGGUUCUCUGCCUGGCUCAUCUCCCGUGUCAAGUCCCAGAAUCAACAGGAAAUUAUCAACUGGGCGACCAGGGAUGAGGGAGAGGAAGAACAGCAUCUCAGAAAUAAGCGACAAUGAAGAUGAGCUUUUGGAAUACCAUCGAAGACAGCGGGAGGAGCGACUUCGAGAGCAGGAAAUGGAGAGACUGGAGAGACAGCGACUGGAGACAAUAUUAAAUCUCUGUGCUGAGUACAAUAAAGGAGAAGACAUCAGCCCAGACCCACUCAGCUUUGGGAAGACAGGUUUCCCUGGCAGGUUUUCAGAUACCUCACUCCAGGGUGCAUCCAUUGAGAGGAUCCUUGGAGGAGCACCGACCACAGGCUCUGUGGGACUGACACAGAGACAGAGGGAGAGUGAUGAGGAGAAUCUGAAGGAGGAGUGUAGUAGUACAGAGAGCACUCAUCAGGAGGUGAGGACAUCUCCAGCUCUAUGCGCAGCAUCAGCACUGCUUAAUGGAGACAAACAGCAUGAGGAUGUGGCCAGUUCAGAUCGAAUGGAGUUGGGUUACCUGGAGGAGGAGAGGGUGCGCGUUCUGUCGCGACUUGAUGAACUCAAAACUCGGCUGAUGGAGCUGGAGCAACAAUACCAAGAGUCCAAACAAGAGGCUGAGAUGGAGUGCGCCUUGCUGCAGGGAGAGAGACAGGCAGAACUCGACCAGAUAGAGGCAGAGAUGGAUAUCAUCAGUCAGCUGCAGCACAGGCUGGACGAGCUGGAGAGUUCCAUUCAGCAAGAGAAAGACAAGGAGAGAACUCAUGUUGAGGCCGAGCGUCAGGCCCUACAGAGACUCCAGGAAGGCCAUGCUGAGCUGAAGAACCAGCUGCAUAACUGUCCCGAGUCCCUGCGUGAACAGUUGCAGGAAAAGUUCAAAAGGGACGGAGAAGCUCUGGAAGCAAGAACCAAGAAGUUUGAGGAUCUGGAGUUUCAACAACUUGAGAGAGAGAGCAGCUUGGAGGAGGAAAGGGAAACAAUGAGCCAUCAGUUGCUGCAGGAGAGAGCACAAUAUCACAGCGCUGUGACCAAGAGGAAGGAGAAAGUGUCUGCUUUAGAGAGCCAGGCCAACCAGCUGGGCCUCCAAGCAUCUCAGGAAUGUGAGCGUCUCGCCAAAGAUAGGACCAUCACGCUGCAAAUGCUCCAAAAGGAGAACGAGAGGUUGUCUGCUUUGGAACAACGGUAUCACAGCUUAACUGGAGGAAAGAGUUUCCCAACAUCCUCUACAGCCAUACGAGAAGAGCGUGUGAACCAGUUGACUCCAAUGUAUGGGAUGCCAAAGGUGGAGUCCUCCCCUACCUCUCCUCUUCGCCAUCCUCUGCAGUCUGGGGCCAUAGAUACCACCUUUUCCUGCCCCACCUCACCUCCCAGCUCCCACUUGUCUUUCCCUUUGGAGGUGUUCCGCUCCAAGCUUGACAGUGAUCCAGGACAGUCUCAUCUACCUAAGUCUGGAUCUACUCUCCAGGAGGGAGCAGCAACAAUGGGCCGGAACACAAGCUCGAAAACCCCUCUUCUAACCGCUAAAAGCUCAAGCAGCCUGCCCAGGAACCUGGCUGCCACCUUGCAAAGCAUUGAGACCAAAAGGCAACUUGCUCUGCAGCAAAAAGAACCCCAGACAUCCAAUCAGCCACGCACUGAAGGAAGAUCAGCAGGUCAACAGGUGAUUGAAGAGCAACGACGUCGUCUGGCUGAGCUAAAGCAGAAAGCAGCGGCAGAAGCUCAGUACCAGUGGGAGGCGCUCCAUAGCUUGCAGCCUCAACUCAUCAACUCCACGGCCGCCUACUCCCCAGCAAUUUCCUACAGUCCCAGUCUGAGUCACAGGUCUACUGGCCCCCCUCCUCUGGUGCAGCACUCCAUCCUACACCACCAUCCAGGAUCAGCUGGAGAGCAGCCUUACGACACGCUGAGUCUGGAGAGCUCUGACAGUAUGGACACUUGUGUGUCCACAGGGAACAACUCUGCCUGCUCACCAGAUAAUUUAUCCAGUGUCGGAGGAGCAGACUCGCUGAAGAUUGAAGAGAUGGAGAAAAUGCUGAAGGAGGCACAGAUGGAGAAAGCCAGACUUAUUGAAUUUCGUGAACAGGAGAGCUUCGCACGCCAUCAGAUGCUGGAGGAUGAGCGGAAAAGGAGGGAAGAAGCAGAGAAAAGACUGCAGGAUGAAACUCUCCACCGACAGCAGCUGGUGGAGAAGGAAGUCAAGAUGAGAGCCAAGAACUUCUGUCAGGCCCGUCCAAUGACGCGCUACCUGCCAAUUAGGAAGGAGGAGUUUGACCUUCGCACUCACGUUGAGACGUCUGGCCACAGCGUGGACACCUGCUACCACAUCAUCCUCACUGAGAAGAUGUGCAAAGGCUACCUGGUCAAGAUGGGAGGCAAGAUCAAGUCGUGGAAGAAACGGUGGUUUGUCUUUGAUCGCCUCAAAAGGACCUUCUCGUACUAUGUGGACAAACAUGAGACCAAGCUGAAGGGUGUGAUAUACUUCCAGGCUAUUGAAGAGGUUUAUUAUGAUCACCUCCGCAGCGCCACAAAGAGCCCAAAUCCCGCCUUGACGUUUUGCGUGAAGACCCACGACCGCUUGUAUUUCAUGGUGGCCCCCUCGGCAGAGGCCAUGCGGAUCUGGAUGGACGUAAUCGUCACGGGAGCCGAGGGGUACACUCAGUUCCUCAACUGACGACACAAGCGAAGACGAGCGCAUUUUCGGCAGGGACUCUGAAGACACUCCCAAUUUCUAGUCCAUGGCUUUUUGUGUUUAUAUUAUUAUUUUUUUUAAACAUGUUUACACAACACCAUUCAUUGAAAAAGGGAGCUGAUGGAUUACACACACACACAUUUAUGUAUAUAAACCAAAAUAUACACAUUUCAAAGACUUUAGAAAGCCUAUCUAUAUUGCCAGAUGGAGAUCUUUUUUUUUUUUUUGUUAACUGUUGAAAUUGCCAAAUCGUAACGAUCUCAUGUAUUUGAUCAGUGAAAAGAUACCCUUGUAGUUACGAUGGAGCCAGCAAAGCUCUACAACUUCUUUAGAAAUCCGUCUUCACCUUUAAGACUCGCUCCAAAUCACACCCAGCAUUGACAACUGUUCAAUUUCAUUUGAUCUUACAGGGACAGGAUUUGGAACCAUUCCAGCUCAGGGCUUCAUUCAGCAGUUAUCUGACUGUCACGCUUGUAAUCAAAGUAUUUUGUGUAUUUAAAUUAAUAGAGUUUUCUCAGUGACAAGAUAAUGACGGAAUUCAACAAUACUGAAUUUCAAGGAAAACACGUUUUUUUCUUUAUUCCGGUAGGCUCUUAGCUAAAGCAUGAUUGACACGAAAAGAGGGGCCUAUUAGUAAUAUCACUAGUGAUCAAGUUCCAUAUCAACUUCAACCCAAAGAGAAUUUAGUUUGAACAGGGAGUGUUUCAGUCUUCUUGCUUCCGAUUUUAAUGCUUAACAAGACAAAGCUAGUUACAAUAGCGUCACUCUUCACUACUCUAGAGGUUCAGUUUAAUCCACUAAUAAUUGUACACUAAAUAUUAAGACAAGUAGCAACUUCUUUACCCAAGUAGUAAGUCUUCUCUAAAUGUAUUUAUUUUCCCCAUAUUAGGGUCACUGCUAAUAAAAUAAAUCUGUUUUAAGAUACAGGUGUUUCGCAAAGUAACAUAUUGGUCGAACAAUUCAGCCCUCAGUAGACUCAUAAAUGGGGGUCAUCUUGUGACUUAUCUUCUACACUUUGCAAGCUUUUAGCUAACAACACUACAUAGCUGUUAUAGCAUCAUGAUGCCUAACUACUGACCUAAAAGCAACCACGUACAGACUGUACUGUUGGGGGGGGAAUAUAUAUAUAUAUAUACUUUUUUUUUUCCUAGAAUAUUAAAACAUUGUGAAGACAUGACUAAAAUUGAGAUAAAAAAAACAGGACAAAAUAAAUGCCAGUCUGCUGAUUCUGAUUAAGUAUUGUGGUAUCGUCACAAAAAUGAGUACACUGCAAAAACUCACCAGUAAUGUGUUUCAGUUGUAGUCAAGUCUGAAAACUACUCUGAUUGCACUUAAAAUUAGAGAUUCCCUUAAAAUUGAUUUUCAAUCAUUUUCUGGCAGCACGGUGGAUGAUGCCUUGCAAUUCUGAGAACGGGGGUUCAAAGUCUGGCCCCACCUGUGUAUAGUUUGCAUAUUCUCCCUGUGCCUGCGGGCAUUUUCUCUGGGCACUCCGGUUUCGUCCCAUAUCCCAAAAACAUGCAAUUAAUUGGGGACUUUAAAUUGCCCUGAGGUGGGAUUGUGAGUGCGUAAGGUUAUUUGUUUCUACAGUUGUGUUCAAAAUAACAGUAGUCCAAUUUCAGCAACCAAAUUAAUCCACAUUUUCAGUGUAGUUUUUGUUGCUACAUGUCAAAUAAGUUACCAGUAGGUGCUGUAGAUUACCAGAAAACCAACAAGAUCCAGCAUUCAUGAUAUAGACACUCUUAAAACUGGGCAAUUUGUUGAAAUGGGUGUGUUUAAAAAAAAAAAAAAGUGUGGCAUUCAAUCAGUGAGGUCAUCAAUUUUUCUGAAAAACAGGUGUGAAAUAGGUGGCCACUAUUUAACGAUGAAGCCAAACACCUUUUGAACGUGCGUUACUCCUUGAAAGUCCGAGAAAAUGGGUCAUUCAACACAUUGUUCAGAAGAAUACUGUACUUUGAUUAAAAGUUUGAUUGGAGAGGGGAAACCUUAUGAAGAGGUGCAACAAAUUAUAGGCCGUUCAGCUAAAAUGAUCUCUAAUGGCUUAAAAUGGAGAGCAAAAACAGACACGUGGCAGAAGACAGCCAUCAAAAUAGAUCGCAGAAGAACCAGAAUGGCAAAGACUCAGCCCAUGAUCAACUCCAGGGUGAUCAAAGACAGUCUGCAGUUACCUGUAAGUACUGUGACGGUGGGAAGAGACCUGUGUGAAGCUAUCUAUUCGCAAGAAUCCACUAAAAAGUCAUGUUAAAAAAGGCAAUGGCUGACAUUUUUAUAACACAUCUUUCAACAAAUUGCCCAAUCGUACAGCCUUAACAUUGUGUCUAUCAUGAAUGCUGGGUCUUGUUACUUUUCUGACAAUCUACUAGGCCUACUGGUAACUUGUUUGACAUGUAGCAAAAAAAAUAAAAAUACUGCACUGUAUUAAGGAGAGGAUGACCGCGGCCAUGUAUUGUGAGAUUUUGGGGAACGACCUCUUUCCCUCAGUCAGAGCAUUGAAGAUGGGUCGUGCCUGGGUCUUUCAACAUGACAACGACCCAAAGCACACAGCCAGGAAAACCAAGGAGUUGCUCCGUAAGAAGCAUACCAAGGUUCUGGCGUGGCCUAGCCAGUCUCCAGACCUAAACCCAAUAGAAAAUCUUUGGAGGGAGCUGAAACUUGUUUCUCAGCAACAGCCCAGAAACCUGUCUGAUCUCAAGAAGAUCUGUGUGGGGAGUGGACCAAAGUCCUUCUUGCAGUGUGUCCAAACCUGGUGAACAAUUACAGGAAACGUUUGACAUCUGUAAUUGCAAACAAAGGCUACUGCACCAAAUAUUAAUAUUCAUUUUCUCAGGUGUUCAAAUACUUAUUUGCAGCUCUAUCACACAAAUAAAUAAAAUUAAAAAAAUCAUACAUUGUGAUUUCUAGAUUUUUCUUUUUAGAUUAUCUCUCUCAGUGCACAUGCACUUACGAUGAAAAUUUCAGACCCCCUUUCUAAGUGGGAGAACUUGCAAUAUAGCAGGGUGUUCAAAUAGUUAUUUAUAUAUAUAUAUAAAUUGUGUGUGUGUGUGUGUACACACACUGAAAAUGUGGAUUAAUCUGGUUAGUCACAUUGGACUGGUAUUAUAUGGAACAGUACUGGAUGUGUCUGGGAGCCAAUUCAGGAUUCACCCUGCCUCCUGCCCAAAGAUCCUACGACAUGCUCCAACAACACAUCUGCAACCCUUGUCAGGAUGGAGGAUGAUUGAUGUCUGGAUAUAACAGUAUAAUCGCAUUAUCAAGGCAUUUACCUGUCCACCCCCACCCCCCAAAAUAAUCUCAAGACUGCACUGAUACAAUUCAUGUGUAAUUUUAUCAAACAACCAAAACAAAUUAGUUUUGUCUUUUGAUUUAUAAUUGAAAAUAUGAGAGUCAUCUCCCAUGCAGCAGGACGAUGCAUUGUUACAUUACUGCUGGUUUAAAUUCCCACUGUGAUUUGGAGCAUCCGCAAGAGUGGCUUGAUGUCUGUGUUGACCAUGAAUUUGUGAGUCUGCAGAUGUGUCAUGAAUGUGCCAGUUUGUAGCAUGGAACUGUUUCAAGCUGAAUAUAAUCAGAUAUCAUGAUAAAUUAAGGUUUUUGUGCCACCGAUAGUGGUGACAUUUACCUCAUAAAAUUGUCUAAAAACUUUAUUAUAAGGUCUUUCUAGCCUGUACUCUUUCUGUGUGGAAACCAAAUUUGACAAUGGCAAGGCUGUUAAAAACUGUUCCGUUGAUGUAUUCAUGUUAUCUAUAUUGAAAAGAAAAAUGUACAAAUAUACUGUAUAGAAGGUGUGCCUGGAUGGAAGUAGACA
Syngnathoides biaculeatus (alligator pipefish) is the source of this 8577-nucleotide messenger RNA. It is a transcript of the gene phldb1b, whose product is annotated as pleckstrin homology-like domain, family B, member 1b. Gene Ontology annotation, biological process: regulation of microtubule cytoskeleton organization. The record is from RefSeq and is a predicted model, not a curated record. The coding region runs from base 300 to 4760 and encodes 1486 amino acids. The transcript is spliced from 23 exons. Gene Ontology annotation, cellular component: basal cortex. Gene Ontology annotation, molecular function: protein binding. Lineage: Eukaryota; Metazoa; Chordata; Actinopteri; Syngnathiformes; Syngnathidae.